UUUGACUUCUAUUUGAUCCGACUUUUGCACAGGUCUCGUCUCUCAUCUCAACUCUCUCAUCUCUUCAAGUCAGAUUAUUUGACCAAGCAAGAGCAAGCUAGCCGCGUUUGGAUCUAAGCAGGGAGAGCCGAUUAGUCAUCAUUUUGCCGCCGUCGCCACGCCAACCGACCGAAAACCGCUUCCAGACCUUGUUUCGGGCUUCUUCUUCUACUUCUUCCUGUUCUGUUGCGCUGCACUCUUCUAUUUCCAUUGGAUUCUCUGUUCGCACACAAGCGAGAGACCAACCCGAGUGCGAGGGCACGACAACAACCAACCCAUUGAAAGGGAAACAACUGUGUGUCAUAGUUUGAACAAGUACCGCUGUCUCGUCCACCACCGUCGUCGCACCACCACCACCAGCAGCAGCGUCGUCCUCAGUGGGUAGCAACCGAGUACAAGACACCAACUUGACAUCUUGGCUCCUUGAAACGAACAACGGCAGCACAAAAGCACGACGCUGCUAUCAACAGAUCUACCACCACAAAAACCGCAUCCCUCAGUCAUUCAGCCAUGGUGGCCGCAAACGCAACGCCAUACCUGCGCGUGAUUGGCGACGUGCUCGUCAACAUUCGCGCUGCACAGACCGACCAGGAGCACCUGCUGCAGGCAGCCGUUGCGUACCAGUCGGCCCUGGACGGGCUCAGCAAAUCUGGCGCGGCGUUCGCUGAGGCCGUUCAGAUGGUGAGCCGUCGGGCGCAGACCUCGCAAAGCGGCAACCUGCGCGAGCUCGCCGCUGGCCUGUCCGAGUAUGCCGACGCGAUGCGAGGGGCCGAGCAACUCCGCUUGCGACUCGCUUCCUCCAUCCUGAGCGACUUUAUCCAGCCCGUUGCCGUCUCGAUCGAAACAUACCAAAAGAACGUGACGCGCAUGGAGCGCACAUUCGAAAAGCAGUCCGAGCAGCUCGAGGGCGAAAUUGACAAGGCCGUCAAGGCCUCCAAGCGCAUGACGCAAGAGCUGCAGAAGGGCAAGCAAAAGAACGGAGCGGCGCUCCGCUCGGCCAUUGACAAGGUGACGGAAAAGAAGCGAGACUUUGAAAGCUACCUGAGCACAGCCAUUCGAGGGUUUUUGGAAGAGGAAGGGCGCCAGUACACCGACCUUGUGGCGCAGCUCAGCACCUUUACUCUGCAUGACGGAGCGUGCGCGCGCAAGCGCCUCACUUUUGAAGGAAUCAUGCAGCGAUGUGUGAUGAUUUCCCGCAACCCGUUCGACAACCUCAGCAUUCACGGCACGCUCGCGAACGAGAUGGCGCGCCACGGAAUUGUCAUGCCGGCGCUUUCCUCGCAGCCAUACCAGCCGCCGCGUGUCAGCGGCAGCGCUGUCGCAUCGUCCCCGACCCCCAUGUCUCUGCCCCCGCCACGAGCGUCGAUUGCAGCCACCGGCAUCGGCAUGGGCAUGCGCCAUUCUGCCAGCGCCAGCCAUGCGGCCGCGUCCUCACCCACACCCCAACUAGCCCGCUUUGUCUCUGCCAACCAGUCGUCUCCCAUUGCUGCACCUCCCAAACCACCGUCGCCAACAUCCUCAACCACCCUGCUCGCCUCCAAUACCACCACGGCCCCGACGCUCCGCACUUCGCCGUCGCAGCCCAUCUCUGUCCCGCGCAUGAUGCACAAGUCUGGCUCUUCGUCCGAAUUGCAAAAUCAGACGCCUUCCGAAAAGGCCGCCGCUCGGGCCGACGCGGAAGAGCGUGCAACAGCCGACUCGGAAGAGGCGGAAGGCGGUGACGCGAUGGGUGCGACGCGUGCCUUCAAGCAAAGCCCGACGGGUCUCAACCGAAGUCGCUCUGUGGAUCACACCAACAUGAAGAGUAAUCGCUACAGCAUUGCCGGCACGGGUGCGCUCUCCAUCUCUGGCUCGAAGGAUGCGCUCAAGAUGACCGAAAACCACGCCCUCGAAUCCGUCGAGCAACUCACGAAAAUUCGGCAAGAGGAGAAGGCUCACGCGCGCGCCGCUCUCUUAUCCACAAGCCAAGAACUUUUGCACCAACUCCAGCAGCAGCAGCAUUUGCAAGAACUCCAGCAGCAGCAGCAUUUGCAAGAACUCCAGCAGCAGCAACAGCAACAACAAGAGCAGGCGCAACAACAGGCUGACGAUGAUCUCAAUCGACCACUGGUCUUUUUGCAGGCUCGGUCGCCAGUCGCUGAGACAGACUCGUUGCGGCCACUUUCCCCCACGGUGCAUGUGGCGAAAUACGGCUCUGUAGAGCGGCUCGCUGGUCCGCAGCACACCCAAAGCACGACCGUCGUUUCGCAGGCACUGCAUGUGGACAUGGGAGUCAAGAUGCCUACCGCCACGUAUGUCUCUGGCGUGCGACAUGGCGAAGCGAGCGGUGCCAUCGCGAGUCCUGUGCAAAUCGGAUCGUUCAAACUGGAGGUCGAGAGCGAGCUCGCGCGGAUUUCCAGCGUGCGCUCCGGAUCCCCCGAAUCCAGCAAGCAGCCAGCGCCUGCCGCCGCCGCUGCCAAGACGAGCUACCUUUCGUUGCCAAAGUCGUCCACCUUCAUCCGGCCGGCGCGCAGCAUGGACACACUGACUGCUCUCCGCCGGCAGGCCGAAGGCGAUAACAGCUCUGAAAGCGACUCGAGUGCCUCGGCGAGCACUUCGGCCAGUCGCGAGGACGUUCAACCACGUGCCCUCACCGACGGCUCGCGAUCGCCGAACGAGGAUGCUUCUGGCGAGCAGACCCAGCUCUCGCGCAACUCCAUGUUCCGAGCCAAGACCUUGCGGCGCAACAACACCACCAAGGGUCGCCUCGUUUCCGGCCCAGUCGUCGCCAACGAUCCGUCCGAGACGUCUGCUCCUGCUCGUGUUGCCGAGUCUGAGCCGUCCACCCCGAACGAAGCGCGCGCGCCUCGGCCAGCGCCCGUCUUCUCGUGGCGCCAAGAGUCGAACAUUUUCAACUUGCAAGCGGCAGCAGCAGCAGCAGCAGCUGCAGCAGACUCGUCGCGUGCGUUGGACGACGAUCCUGCUUCAGCGAAUGCCCGCGCCGCCGAGGCAGCGACACAAGCCCAUCUGAGUCGCAAGCGCAGCAAAAAGGACAAGAAGAAGCUCGCUGCGGAUGGAGACGCGAACGGAUCUGACGAGUCUGCCAAGACCAAGAUUUUCGCCUUGCUUGCUCGUCGACGCAAGAGUGUUGUCUAAGCCCUGAUGUUUUGUUUUGUUUGUUUCGUUAGUGAUUAUUGGAUUGCUGCUUUUGUUAGUGCUGUGACUUGCGUAUUAUUUCUCGAGUCUUGUUCUUGUGUUUAUUGCCAAUGUAGCAUUUUUUUACCC
Molecule: messenger RNA, 3303 nt
Organism: Capsaspora owczarzaki ATCC 30864
Lineage: Eukaryota; Filasterea; Ministeriida; Capsasporidae
Exons: 2
Coding region: 550-3174 (874 amino acids)
Biological process (GO): mRNA 3'-end processing; plasma membrane organization
Cellular component (GO): RNA polymerase II, holoenzyme
Molecular function (GO): RNA polymerase II complex binding
Source: RefSeq, a predicted model, not a curated record